AUGGAAGUGGAUGAGCCUACCAACGUUAUAGGAACUGAAAAUGCGACCGUUCGAGCGCUGUCGUCGCCUUCCAAAGCAUUGUCGCCGAAUCAACAACGCAACGGCAAUAUGAUGGUUAGUUCGUUUUCCAACAUGGCUAACCAAGCUAUUUCCAGAGGACAAUAUAGAGAAGCUCUCAGCCAUUAUCAAAAAGCGUUGGAAGACUAUUCCAGAGAGUCCCCUACUGUGGUUCAGCUGGUGAAUGCGGCGGCAACUUGCUUCAAUUUGGGAGCGCUAUCAAAGAAAUUGCAGGAUUACAACAGUGCGGCCAAGUAUUUUCGGCAGGCUGAAAACAUUUAUAGAAACUGUCAGAUCCAAGUGCGACAGAUUGGAAACGGAGGAAAGGAUCGAUCAUCCUCGUCAUCAUCUUGUAAUGUUUGCUUGAUUCAAUUGAUUGUAGAAACUCUGCAAGCAAGAGCUCACUUACACUACAAAUAUCAGAACUUGCUGGAAAAAGCUAUUGAAUGCCAUGAAGAAGUAGUGGAGAUCUUGGAACAGCAUCGCUUAUACGGGGACGAUAUUGAUACGGUCCAGUUCAAAAUCAAGUUCCAACCGCUACUGCCCGAACAACGGUGGGAGCUGUUGGUGACAUCACUGCAGUUUCUAGGCAAGUUUUAUGUGGAAAAGGGUGAUUUGGAGGACGGGCUCAUGGCCUAUCAAGAAGUCUUGAAAAUAUUAGAAGAUCAAGAUGAAUUGGAUACUCAACAUCGACAGGAAGAAACGAUUCAAAUCAUUCGGGCAUUGGAGGAAAUUCACGCCGAUCAGCAACCCGAUAUGCACGAAUCAAAUGCCGAAGAAGCUUCGGAAAUGCAACGAAUGGCUCUCUUGGAGGAAGAUGAUGAAAACUGGGACAAGGCUCUGAUAUACUGGGAGCGCGUUCUAUAUUUCCAAUCACAAGAGUAUGGUGAAGAAUCAUUUGAAGUUGGGAUUGCUUUGUGCCAAGUGGCACGAGUCAUGGUGGCACAGGGAAAUCACGAAGGUGGUCUGGAUCUGUAUCAAGCGGCUACAUUGAAGUACCGAAAUUCGAACAAUCUGUUGCCAAACCACUUGAUUACCAAUGCCGCACACGCGUUUCUAGUGCUGCAACAACCCUUGGAAGCUUUAGCAUGGUUGGAAGACCUUGCGUCCCAAAGCGUUGUUCCAGAAGAAAAGGCUCUGAUACUAUAUGAGCUAGGAAAGAUAUAUCUGGAGCAAGGACAGCUACACGAAUCGUCACGGGUUCUUUGCGAAAGCGCCGAGCUUGGCGAAGGCGACGAAGAGCACGUAUUCGCUCUACUGCAAAAAGUGGAAUUCUUGCAACAACGGAGACAGUUGAAUUCUCCAGAUGUUGCUGCUGCCAUGGCAUUGGAAGCAAUCAAUGAAGGUACUGAUGAAGAGGCUUCAGCUGUAUCUACCGUUCUUUCCAAGGACAAGAUCGCCACGUCAAUGAGUAAGAAACCUUUACCAAUCGACUUUGACGGCGAAGAAAAGAAGUUGGAACUUGAAGAUGUGUUGGGCCCUAUUUAUGACGACAAGUCAGAGCCCGGUCAACUCUCAACACUCAGUCCAAAGAAUGCAAUGUCUUCAAAGAGUGAACUUGGUUCUCUUCUCGAAGUUGCAGAGGAAGAAGAGAGUGGCGAAAGCGAUGAGGAACCUCAAGUGGCACAACUCAAAGACUUGACCGCUUCUUUGGACAAAAGUGACGGUGCUGAUGAAAGCGCUGUGAUUGAUCAGCCGGAUAUGGACUCAAUUCCAGAUAUCGAAGAGAUGAACGGACCAUUGUCAUCCCCUAUCCACAUGCCCGUGAAUGACCCUACUGAUAGCGACAUUUUGAUAUCUGCUUCGUUGGAGUCUCUACAGUUCGAGGAUGACGACUACAAAUCUGUGAGUGCUGCUAGUCAUCCACCAAUGGAUGGCAACGUUCUCUUUGGGGACGAGGAAGGCGAACCACAGCAUAAAAUCCUGGAGUCUCGUUCACAUGUCUCUCAGCUCCCUGAAGUAACUCCCAGCGAUGAGUCUUUUCGGGGAGCAUUGCCUUCUGAAGCGGCUGAAAGAGCACCGAGUCAAUCAACCGAUGGACCAGCAACGUUAUCACGUGCCAUCUCUGAUGCUAGUACUCCGCAUAGUCUAUCUCAACAUGACUUGGCGAUUACCGACUCCCCCUCGGAGGGAAUGAUGUCUUCUGGCCUUUCUGGCAUUGAUACGAUCAGCUUGGGAACCACCCUCUUUGUUUCGGCUGAAGGUCCCGAACCAGUCUCCGACAACAAUGCUGAAGCGCAAUCUCAGACCAUUGAUGAUGAAGUUAACGACCAUGCCGAUGACCUUCCAAAGAUGACAAUCUCCGAUGUAAAUGUUCCCGCAGCUGAUUCGUCCCCCGCCAUUACAUAUCCAGCUACAGCCGGGCCAUCGCCAGCCAAAGCAUCCCCGGCGGAUAGCGAGACAUCCAGAACGGGUUUACUGAAAACAGAACAGAAAGGAAAACCCAGUCCAGCUUCUAAAGGUCUCCGGCUUCCUUCGUUAUCAUCCCCACGAAACCCAACUCCACAUGCAAAGACAACCUCUUCUUCAUUGGAUUUUAAGAAUCCUAUUUUGAGAAUCAAGCGAGACUAUGCCGAAAUGCCCAGGGGGUCCAGAUCAGAAUCGAGUCAGGCUUCAAAAUCUGCUCCUCGCAAAGGUUUUGUGAAGGCUCUUGCCAGCCAAUUUAAGCGAUCACGAAGCAAACGAGCAACUGGACUCGGUGCAUUGGACGAAGAUAAAGUUGUUGGAACUAAACUACCCAGCGAAUUCGAUGAUGAUUUCUCCCAGUGUGAUGCGCCAGUUCACUUUAUCUUCGACGACGAUGACGCAUCCCAGGUUUCCCAAAUUACCUUUCGAAUGGAGGAAUAUUCAUCUCGGAAGACAAGCCAACCAGAUGGCCAGUGGUGGUGGGGCGUUACCAAGGAAGGGCUGGAGGGAUGGUUCCCAUCAGAAUAUGUCACCCAAGCUGUCCAAGCGGCCGAAGGUUUCUUGUCUGCAAAGUCAAUCCACGAUCUUGCGAAAUCCAGGCCACUUGACUUUGAUUCCGACGAGGAGUCGGAGGCUGGGGACGAGCGCCCAAAGGAAUCCACCGUUGGACCGAUCACUACAGAGGAUUUGGACAGUCAACUCGAACGACCUGCUCCGUUGUCGAACAACGCUCGUGCGCAGUCUGCCAGCACUCGCGGAACCCAGUCUAAUGUUUCAAGCGGUCCAAAUACAACUCAGUCCUCCAAGAAGCAAACCCUUGUUUCGAAGAUUGAAGAAAAGGAAUCAAUGCUACAAACCCAAAUUGGGGAAAAUGGAUCCGAGCACGUGGACGUCGCAACAACGCUCUUUGAUCUUGCUGUCCUGAAAGGCAAGAAUAACAACUUCGACGAAGCUCUUGAACUUGCCCAGCAAUCAUUACAAUCGCAGAAAUCCACAUUGAACAUGUCUGAUGCAUGUAAGACCUUGCAUUUCCUCGCUGAUUUGCACAUGAAGCAAAAGAAAUCGACAGCUGCGAUAGCAUGCUAUGAAGAGGCGCAGCGAUACCAAGAAUCGCUGUUUGGAUACUUCCAUGAGGAAACAGCAAUCACAUUGAACCGAAUUGGGAAUGUUUUUGCAACUCAAGGGGAGUUCGGUCUUGCUAUGGAGAACUACAAGGAGGCCCUCCGCAUUCUAAAGGAAUGCUGUGGGGAAGAAGUUAAGAACCCCUUGGUGUCACAGACUUUGAUCCAAAUAGGUGCAGUGUACUACAGAGAAAGGAACUCACUUGCAACCAUCCAGUCCAAGGUUGAUGGAUACAGCACAUUCAUCGAAGGUGGUAUGUUGGAAGUCAUUGGGCGAGCUCAUGAGGAAAGAGGUUCAUACCGUAUGGCUUUGGCUUUCUUUGAAGAGAAGCUUCAAUUCCUGAAUGAUAACGAGAAUUCUGACCUCGAACAGGUCGCUGAAACUUUGAACAGUCUAGGAAUGUUGAGUUGUCGAGCUGGCCUUUUCUUGGAGGCCAUUGACUACUACGAUAAGGCACUCGGAAUCCAAAUGAAGCUUGGUUGUGAUGAAGUCCAACUUGCCAUGGCUCGGGUUCUUGCCGGUAGUGUACAGUACUCAUUAGGCCACUUCAGCAAGGCACUGAAACUAUUCCAGGAUGCCAUAGACACUCUUCGGGACCACGUUGGUUCCGAACAAGAGACAGUGGCAGCUACACUUUUCCACAUGGGAAUUGUUCGCACCGCAUUGUGUGAAUAUGACGAUGCCAUGUCGGAUUUCCGUGAUGCGCUUGAUGUGCAACAGAAACUUCUGGGAAAUGAUCAUCCUGCAACGCUCAGAACUAGACGGGAAAUCGGAAAUCUUUAUGCUGUUUAUGAGUCGGAACUUGACUCUGCAUUUGAAGAGUUCAAUGAUAUCCUCGAGGUUCAAAAGAGAAUUCAUGGAGAGAGGCAUCCCAAUGUUGCUGAAACCUUACAGAGUAUAGGGUGUGCUCAAGCGAAGAAAGGCGAUCACAGCGCUGCACUUCGUACCCUCGAAGACUGCUACAACAUGCGAUUAGAAUUCCUCGGUAUGGACCACCCUCUUCAAGCUACAACGCUUCACGAGAUCGCCAAAAUUCAGCUAGGGCGAGGUCGUCUGAAGAAGGCAAUGCACAUUGUUGACGCAGCUCUCAAUAUUCGAGUUGAGUCGCUGAGUGAGCAGCACAUCGAUGUUGCUAUGGCACUUGCAACAAAAGCAAGUUGUUUGGUGGCUCAGAAUAGCUUUGUUGAAGCGACCAAGCUAUUCUUGGAAGCACUAAGUAUUUCCCAAGCCGCUGUUGGCCCAAUCCAUCCAUGUGGUGCAAAUAUUCAUGAACAGAUUGGCAUUAUGCAUCUUCGAAAGUGUCAUUUUGAAGAAGCAGCAGCCGCCAUCAACAAGGCACUUGAAAUCUAUCGCCAAUCAAAUUUGGAUGAAGAUCACCCUGGAAUCAAGGGUGCUUUGGAGGAACUAGAAAGAGUCGAAAGAGCUGAAAUGCUUUGUGUGUAG
Molecule: messenger RNA, 5028 nt
Organism: Cylindrotheca closterium
Lineage: Eukaryota; Bacillariophyta; Bacillariophyceae; Bacillariales; Bacillariaceae
Source: the annotation of a GenBank genome assembly